Molecule: messenger RNA, 971 nt
Organism: Exophiala oligosperma
Lineage: Eukaryota; Fungi; Ascomycota; Eurotiomycetes; Chaetothyriales; Herpotrichiellaceae
Exons: 4
Coding region: 222-725 (167 amino acids)
Source: RefSeq, a predicted model, not a curated record
CUGCAUUUUGUUUGCCUGUGGAAUCGAAUUGAACUGAAUUGGCUCCUGCCUGUUUUCGUCCUCGUAACAAUUCCAGAAAUUCUGCUCCCGACAUCUUUCAUCCCUUCUCAGUCUUUUGUCUGUUCCUCAUACUCUCACUCAAACUACUCACUACUCACCCACUUGAUCCCGGCCCAUACCAAUACGAUACACUAUUCCGAGACCUUUUAGGAUCCCUCAUCAUGUCUGACCCCGGCCGCAAGCCUCUCUCUGACCGUGUUGGCGAGACCAUCACUCCCGACUCUCAAAAGUCAUAUGCCGACCAAGCCAAAGAGUCUGCUACCGGUGCCUUGGACAACGUAGCAGGCAUGGUUCAACCAGGUGACAGCAAGUCUACAAGCCAAAAGCUCUCUGAUGAGGCUUCCUCCAACACCGGUUCCGCCCAGGACACUCUCUCCAACUUGACCCAGAAAGCUUCCUCUACCGCCGGUUCCACCUUUGAGAAUGUGCAAACCAAGGCUGCCGAUUUGGGCACUCAGGCCAGUGACAAUACUGCGGCUGCACAGAAGAACAUUCAAGAGACUGCGUCCAAUGUCACUCAAAAGGCCAAGGACGAUGGCACUGAUGCUCAAGACACGGGAAAGUCCUACAUUGGACAAGCUCAGGAGAUGGCUGCGAAUGCCUUGAAUAGUGCCAGUAAGGCUGCAUCUGAUCUCGCCAACACCAUCUCCGGUGAGAAGAAGUGAUCACUGGACUGGUUACUGGCUUUACCAAGCAUGGUGUUUGCAAUUGCAGUGUACCGUACGAGAGGAGUGGAUCCGGGAGUAUCGUAUGGAAUAAGGUGCUGACGACCCCCAAGGCCUGGCUUUGAUGGUGAUUGUCCUCGCUCAGGCGAAUCCUACGAACUAAAUUGAUGCAUGGAUUACGACGAAAGACACAUUGAUACUUGUAGUUCUCAGUUUGAAUUAGUAUUAUCAUUCCACCCGGAGACA